Messenger RNA from Dentiscutata erythropus, 1180 nucleotides. Lineage: Eukaryota; Fungi; Glomeromycota; Glomeromycetes; Diversisporales; Gigasporaceae. The record is from the annotation of a GenBank genome assembly.
AAAAAUUAUUAUUGAAAAACAUUGGCGUGGUUUAAUUAACCGUCAGGUAGUAGAUUAUUUCAAUGAUCAAUUUUCCAAACAAUCCUCUCCAGAGGAUCUUUUACCAAUUAUUCCAACACCAAAAUACCAAUUGGUGCAUGUAUAUCGUUCUGGAUUAACUUUUUUGAGUCCCGUAUCUAAUGAAGUCGACGCGUUAUUAGUACUUGAAUUUAUUCAUCGAAUUGUUGAUAUACUUGCGGAAUAUUUUGGUGAAUUAGCCGAGUUAUCUAUUAGAGAUAAUUUUGAUGUCGUGUAUCAGGUUCGCUAUCCUUUGACAACAGAACCAAAUGCCUUAAAAGAAAUGAUUGUACCACCAAAUAUUAUUAAUAAAGUUAUAAGUCAAGUAGCAGUCCAGCAUGUACCUAAUGGUAGCACUAUAUCGAGCAUCCCAUGGCGUAAAGCUGGUGUUAAGUAUACCAAUAAUGAAAUAUAUUUCGAUGUUGUAGAAGAGAUAGAUGCGAUCGUUGAUAGUAAUGGUGCUAUAGUAUCAUCAGAAAUCCAUGGACUGAUACAAGCUAACUGUCGUUUAUCCGGGAUGCCUGACCUCACUUUAAAUUUUGUCAACCCACGUGUACUCGACGAUUAUAGUUUUCAUCCUUGUGUGAGAUAUAACAAAUUUGAAAAUGAACGCGUUCUUUCAUUUGUACCGCCUGAUGGCCAUUUCAAAUUGAUGACCUACAGGGUGAAUUUACCACAUCAUCAAUCUUUACCAUUAUAUGUUAAACCGCAAAUUUACAUAGGCAAUGGUGGUGGAAAAUUUGAUAUAUCCAUAAACAUAAGGAACACGGAUGGAAAGUCAAUUGAAAAUGUGUUACUUGUAUUUCCGCUUGCCAAGUCUGUAUCUAACGUUAACGCUACAUGUAAUCUUGGUUCUUACAUAUUUGAUCCUGUUACAAAGAGUAUACGAUGGAAUAUAGGAAAAAUCGAGCUAAAAGAUAGAGCACCAAUAUUGUCUGGUAACUUUAGCAGCACUGAACAAACACCAGAAUCAGGCCAUACAAUUACUAUUGAUUUUUUAAUCAACAUGUAUGCCAUUUCUGGGCUCAAGGUGGAUAGUUUGAAAAUUUAUAAUGAGGCAUAUAAGCCUUAUAAGGGUGUACGAAGUAUGACAAAAGCAGGAAAAUUUCAGAUUCGUACAUGA